CCAGGUUGUGGUUCCGCCAAUGAUCCUGUGAGUGCUGGGGAGUCACUGCUGCCCCUAGGGGCCCCUGUCCUGGAUUGGUCCACCUGCCUGCCGCCAGCAUGGCGUCCGACACCCCCGAGUCCCUGAUGGCCCUCUGCACCGACUUCUGCCUGCGCAACCUGGAUGGCACAUUGGGCUACCUGCUGGACAAGGAGACUCUGCGGCUGCAUCCAGACAUCUUCCUGCCCAGCGAGAUCUGUGACCGGCUCGUCAAUGAGUAUGUGGAGCUGGUCAACGCCGCCUGCAACUUUGAGCCACACGAGAGCUUCUUCAGCCUUUUCUCAGACCCCCGCAGCACCCGCCUCACCCGGAUCCACCUCCGCGAGGACCUGGUGCAGGACCAGGACCUGGAGGCCAUCCGCAAGCAGGACCUGGUGGAGCUGUACCUGACCAACUGCGAGAAGCUGUCCGCCAAGAGUCUGCAGACGCUGAGGAGCUUUAGCCACACCCUGGUGUCCUUGAGCCUCUUCGGCUGUGCAAACAUUUUCUACGAGGAGGAGAACCCAGGGGGCUGUGAAGACGAGUGCCUCGUCAACCCCACCUGCCAGGUGCUGGUCAAGGACUUCACCUUUGAGGGCUUUAGCCGCCUACGCUUCCUCAACUUGGGUCGCAUGAUCGACGGGGUCCCUGUGGAAUCCCUGCUCCGGCCACUCAACUCCCUGGCUGCCUUGGACCUCUCAGGCAUCCAGACGAGCGAUGCAGCCUUCCUAACCCAGUGGAAAGACAGCCUGGUGUCCCUUGUGCUCUACAACAUGGACCUUUCAGACGAUCACAUCCGGGUCAUCGUCCAGCUGCACAAGCUGCGACACCUGGACAUCUCCCGAGACCGCCUCUCCAGCUACUACAAGUUCAAGCUGACUCGCAAGGUGCUGAGCCUCUUUGUGCAAAAGCUGGGGAACCUGAUGUCCCUGGACAUCUCUGGCCACAUGAUCCUGGAGAACUGCAGCAUCUCCAAGAUGGACGAGGAGGCAGGGCAGACUAGCAUUGAGCCUUCCAAGAGCAGCAUCAUGCCUUUCCGGGCCCUGAAGAGGCCACUGCAGUUCCUUGGGCUCUUCGAGACCUCCCUGUGCCGCCUGACACACAUUCCCGCCUACAAAGUAAGUGGUGACAAAAAUGAGGAGCAGGUGCUGAAUGCCAUAGAGGCCUACACAGAGCAUAGGCCUGAGAUCACCUCCCGAGCCAUCAACCUGCUUUUUGACAUCGCACGCAUCGAGCGCUGCAACCAACUUCUUCGGGCCUUGAAGCUGGUCAUCACGGCCCUCAAGUGCCACAAGUAUGACAAGAACAUUCAAGUCACGGGCAGCGCUGCCCUCUUCUACCUGACCAAUUCUGAGUACCGCUCAGAGCAGAGCGUCAAGCUACGCCGACAGGUCAUCCAGGUGGUGCUGAAUGGCAUGGAAUCCUACCAGGAGGUGACGGGACCCUGUUCUGCCCCUGGGCCUCUGCUCAUGCUGACUCUUUAG
Molecule: messenger RNA, 1502 nt
Organism: Leptonychotes weddellii (Weddell seal)
Lineage: Eukaryota; Metazoa; Chordata; Mammalia; Carnivora; Phocidae
Source: RefSeq, a predicted model, not a curated record